Molecule: messenger RNA, 1392 nt
Organism: Monascus purpureus
Lineage: Eukaryota; Fungi; Ascomycota; Eurotiomycetes; Eurotiales; Aspergillaceae
Source: the annotation of a GenBank genome assembly
AUGAAUCCGCAGGUCGCCGACAUCCCCAUAGCUCAUCCCGACCUCGAAUCUGCUCAGAAAAAGGAAAAGCAUGAAGAUGACUUCUCAUCGUAUGCGCCAGAUGAAAAGCCCGACUUCACGGCUCCUCAAUACCAGGAUCCCUUUGGUAACGAAGAAGAUGCGGAGGUCAAAUACAAGAUUCUAAAGUGGUGGCAAUGUGGUUUGCUCAUGGUCGCCGAGACGGUGUCGUUGGGUGUUCUCUCUCUCCCCGGUGCGGUUGCUGGUUUGGGUCUUGUUCCUUCCAUCAUCAUCCUCGUCGGCCUGGGGCUCCUCGCAACCUACACUGGUAUCAUCAUUGGACAGUUCAGACAGAGACACCCUCAUAUUCAUAACAUGGGCGACGCUGGUGAGGUGCUUUUGGGGCCAUGGGGUCGUGAAAUCUUCGGCACGGCACAGGUUAUCUUCCUUAUCUUCAUUAUGGCCAGCCAUAUCUUGACUUUCGUCGUGGCCAUGAAUGCCAUCACCAAGCAUGUCACCUGCUCCAUCGUCUGGGGUGUUGUCGGCAUGGUCAUUUCUUUCAUCCUCUCCUUGCCUAGGACGUUGGAGAAGAUGUCAUGGCUCUCUAUUGUUUCAUUUGUGAGCAUUCUUUCGGCCGUCAUUACCACCAUGGUCACCGUUGGAGUCAUGGAUGCAGGGCAUGGAGUCGUGGCCAUCCUCCAUACCAACCUGCUUAAUGGUUUUUCUGCCGUAUGCAACAUUGUCUUCGCUUUUUGUGGACACGCCGCCUUCUUUGGACUCGCUGCCGAGUUGAAAGAUCCCCGUGACUACCCCAAGGCCAUCUGCUUGCUGCAGGGUAUCGAUAUCUCUCUGUAUCUUGUUGCAGCUGUUGUCAUCUACCGCUAUACCGGACACGACGUCACAUCGCCUGCUCUGGGUUCUGCCGGACCGGUGGUGAAGAGGGUAGCAUUUGGUAUUGCUCUGCCGACUAUCAUCAUCGCUGGUGUCAUCAACGGCCACGUCGCAUUCAAAUUCGUCUACGUGCGCUUGUUCCGCGGGACGGAUCGUAUGAACAAGAAUGACUGGGUUGCCCGGGGGUCUUGGAUCGCCAUUGCUGCGAGUCUCUGGAUCAUCGCCUGGGUUAUUGCCGAGGCCAUUCCCGUGUUCAACAAUCUGCUGAGUUUGAUUACGGCCUUGUUCGCUAGCUGGUUUACCUUUGGCCUACCUGGUAUUUUCUGGCUGCACAUGAACUGGGGAGUCUACUUCUCCAGCCCCCGCAAGAUCUGUUUGACGAUCCUCAAUAUCUUGACGAUCGGAAUAGGCUGCUGCCUGUGCGGUCUUGGUCUCUACGUCUCCGGGAAAGCCAUCCACGAUGACAAGAACGGGUCGAGUUUCUCGUGCGCGACGGCAUCAUGA